Verruconis gallopava is the source of this 2700-nucleotide messenger RNA. RefSeq lists its product as uncharacterized. The transcript is spliced from 3 exons. Gene Ontology annotation, cellular component: Ndc80 complex. Gene Ontology annotation, biological process: attachment of mitotic spindle microtubules to kinetochore. Lineage: Eukaryota; Fungi; Ascomycota; Dothideomycetes; Venturiales; Sympoventuriaceae. The coding region runs from base 98 to 2413 and encodes 771 amino acids. The record is from RefSeq and is a predicted model, not a curated record.
ACCACAUCGAAUUCCCCAAUCCCUUGGUUGCGGUCGCGCAUUCCCUACACUGCAUAUAUUCCUAUAGCAGUGCAAGCAAGAUAAUUACUCCAUCGAAAUGUCGCAAGACACGCACAUUUUUUCGGUGCGUCGUCAGCGCGAGACGCUGGGCGGCAUCAAUCCAAAUGUCUCCGCGAUCCCGAUGCCUUCGAGUGCAAUGAAGAGGUCCAACUCCGGACAGAACCUUGCGGGCGCGUUUAAUUCGCAUGCGCGUUCGAUGAGCGGCUCUCGGCUGUCGCUCAUGCCUGGCCGACCGAAUCAACCUGUUUUUCAGCGAUCAAGCUCUGGCGCAAAUGCAAUCGAUAAUCCACCUAUGUCUGCUCAACGGGGCGGAACGACGUUUCUGGGCGCAGGAAGUCAGAGCGUGCGCAGGAGUACCAUGGCGGCCGGAAUGAGCGCGCUGACUCCGGCCAACGUUUUGGCGACACCUGGACCGGCAAGUAUGCAGCGGAGAAGCAGUUGCUUCAGUGCGCGCCCUUCGAGUGGACCAGGCUCAAAUCCACGACAGAGCUUCUUCUCGACUGCACCUGCUCCAGCAGGCGUGCCGCAGGAUCCGAGGAGGCUCCGCGACAUCAAUGUGCGGGCGCAGAUGGCGAACGAGCUGCUGAACUACUUCACAAACAACAACUUUGAGCUUGAAGCCCAGAUCAGUCUGACGAACAAGUCGCUUUCGUCACCAACACAGAAGGAGUUUAACGUCAUGUUCCAAUGGCUGUACAAGAGAAUCGACCCCGGCUAUCGCUUCAUGAAGAGUAUGGACGCCGAGAUCCCGCCGCUGCUGAAACAGUUGCACUAUCCGUUUGAGAAAUCGAUUACCAAGUCGCAGAUUGCCGCUGUAGGCGGCAAUAACUGGCACACUUUUUUGGGCCUCCUCCACUGGAUCAUGCAGCUAGCUCAGAUGAUGGACGGUUAUGCGAAGGGCGAUUAUGACUAUGCUAGCGCGGAGGCCGGUCACGACGUCUCAAGCGAUCGAAUUAUUUUCGAUUUCCUCACAAACGCCUAUCAAGAUUGGUUGAAUGUGCCAGACGGUGCCGAUGACGAUGUAGCCGAUCAAGUCAUCCAGCACCAUGUCGAUCGCAUGGCAGCCAGAUUCAAGGAAGUCAACAAGGACCUUCUCGAUGAUGUUGAUAUGCUGGAAGGAGAAAAACAAGCUCUUUUACAGCAGAUUGAGGAACUUGAGCGAGGCGCGGAGAAGGGCAAGCAACUCGACGAACGAUUGGCGAUGUUAAAAGAGGAUACCGACAAGCAUGAGGACUGGUGUGGUAAAGUGGAAAACAAGAUCAACAAAUACCAGGACAAGAUCAAGCGUCUCGAGGAAGAAAUCAAAAAAAUCGAGACUGAAAUUGAAGAGACUAAGGAUGAGAAGCGAAGCUAUCAGCAAGCUAUCAGCAACCAAGGCAUCACGGUCGAAGACCUAGACCGCAUGACGUCGGAAACAGAACGCCUCGAAACCUCGAGACGGGCGUUGCGAGAGCGACUUGAUGAGACGAAGCUACAACUCUUGGAGAAAGAAGCCGAGGCGUCGCGCAAACUUGACGAGCUCGAGCGCGCUAUUGAAAAAUACAACGCUCUUGGCUACAAAAUUGGCAUCAUACCUUCGACGGCCAUCCAUGCCAAGGGCAUCGACUACGAGCUUAGUCUCACCAUCAAGGAAGACGGCGCCGACUUCAUCUCCAGCCAGCUCGGCCGAUCUCAACAGUCACAAGAGCAAGACCACCGUCUUCUCAAAGACUCAACGUCCGGCUAUCUGCCGUACCAGCUACUCAAUCUAGAUGUCAAGGGCACGGUCAAAAAUAACAUCGUGUCACUUCGCAAGGCCGUCUCCGAGCGACGCAACAAGGCGCUCGAGGAGGACAUGAAGAACCACGAGAUGCUAGAUGGUGUCAAGGAAGCCAUAGAUGAGAAGUUGGCUGAAGUGGAAGGUCUGAGCCAUCGCAUCCGUGCCGCGGAGGAGGAGUUUGAGCGCACCAGAGAAAUCACGCAGACACAGAAGACGAAGAUGGAUACGCAACUGGAGAAGAUGGAAAAGGAAUUAAGCAUGUUGCGCAGUGGUGUCGCAGAAAGCGUUCAGAUGAUGGAGCAACGCGAGAUCAACACAAAUCUUGAAUACGAACAGCUCACCCUCCGCGCCGCGGCACUGCGCGAAGAACUGCACACCGAGAUUGAGAAGAUGCUCAACGAUGUGAUCAAGUUUAAGAUCCACAUCCAAACCGGGCUUGAGAGCUACGAACAGUUCGUAGAUGAGGAAGUCAGUGCCGAAUAUGAGGAUUUGGAGAGAGAGCAGAACGCCCAAGAUCCGCAAGAAGGGCCGCGGGAGGAGGUUGAAGAGACGUCGGCUCAGCAUGUGGGCGACAUGGAUGUUGAUGAGCAAUAGGGAUCUGGGACCUUUGUUGGCAUGUCACGACGUUAUGAGGUGUGCUUGGUUGAAAUAUUUUUCCUUCUGCCACAUAGACACUGAGGAGGCAGGGGUUGGCUUUGCUAGGAUGUUGUGUGCUGGAUAAUACCCUUGUUUGGCCUUGGCGUUCACAAAUUUGCAAUAUGCACAAGUUCAAAGACGUUGCAACAUUUGUUGAUUCCCUGUUGUAAAUUGCUCUGUCGAGACUGUCUAAGUCCCCGGCACAAUGCUGUAAUGUCGUGGUCACCUUUUUGUGAGCAGCCACA